AUGAAGACUUAUGUCUCCGGGCUAUGGGCCAUUCGCUUCAAGUAUACCAAUACUACAGUUGACCCGCGCCUUCGAAAACAUGCUAAGUCUUUCGUCCUUCGCUCCAUGAGGAAGACAGUAGCUCUCCGAACUGAGCCAAAGGUGAAAAACCACCUCGGUCCCGCAGCCUUUCGCUACUUGGCUCAUUUUCUUUGGGUUCGAGACUACAAAAACGCCUUCAACAUUGGCCUAGACCGACUUGACGACAGUGCGAUCAGGCUGUUCCAGACGUAUACUGGGGCUCGUACACAUGAGUUCGUCCUCCCGCGACAGAGGAAAGCGAAGGUUCUCGAGUAUUACGAUGAACUAGAUAUAUAUACCGACUCUACCGACUCGGACAACGGUGACUCCGACCGCGAGUCCGACUGCAACUCCGACCACGACUCCGACCUCGACUCCGACCCUGACUCCGACUCCGAGCAAGAAUCUGAAAAACCGGCACGCGUAAACGGCCAUGCGCUGCUCCGGUGCAAGGCGUGCUGGGUCUGUGGAAGGACGGAUGACAGAACGGUCGCUGAGAGAAAAAUCCUUUGCUGGGAAGACAUCCAACUCUGGAUUAUGCGAGACCCGAAUGGCAAUGGAGGGCGCGAUCGUCUUACGAUGACCGUUCUUCUCCGUUUCCACAAGGGCUAUGUGACACGCCAUCGUCCCACAAAGUUUCUCUUUCUUGAGGAGAAGCUGCCUAUGAUCUGUCCGAUUACUCACAUCCUCGCCAAGGCUUUGGCUGAGAAUGUCAUCCAACAUGACGGGUAUACGCAAGCGCGCCAUUUUUUCCAAACCAAGCUCAGCGUGGAUGCAGUUCAGAUUCAUUGGAAGAAGGAGUUCUGGCACGAACCGGUGUUUCGGCGAUCGAGUAAAACUUUGAAGGGGUACGAAAAAUCGAACAACCCAAUAACAAAUGCAAUGUACGAAAAUUGGACGAAGAGGCUUGGUCUCGCGGCAGGCCUCCCAGACAAGCUCAAAACCUAUGACCUCCGACGCGGUUUGUUGGGAGCCAUCGACAAGAAAUGCCGUAAAACUGUCCGUAACAGCAUUGCGCGCCACAGUGGGACGAACGACGGCACGUUUCAAAGUUACUACAACAAUGCCAAAAUCACCGUCGUUACCCAAAACGCAUAUCUCGGCCGAGAGACCGACUCCGCCUACCUUGACGUCUUCAACCACAUUGGUUUGCGAUGCGAUGAAAACGCGCCCACCAGCGUCAGCGACGAAUUGAUGGAUGGGCUUGAGCCGACCGACGAGAUUCGGCAUCUUGAGAAAGAGAUGGCAGCUCUCACUCUGGAGCAACACCAUGUGCACUUGGAACCAGCCAGCCAAAAAGCGCGCUACGACGAUCUCAAGAAGAAACUGAAAGCUGCAAGGCAAAGAUUCAGAAGAGAGAUCGAAGAAAGCACUCGCCGACAGUACUUCGAGGCCAAGAAUGAUAAGGAGCUCGAUUUGCAGCUAUCUGGCAUUCAUCGCCCAAGAGAACUGGUCCCAAAAAUCACUUUUACGCGUUUGGACCGGACGUACAUUGCGGAUCUAUUCGAAGACUUACGGGAAGACGAUCUCUCAGAGGAGGACAUAGUACGAAGAAAAAUUGUCGCCAUCAAUGCGCUCGUCGCUUACGCAUGGACGAUUGAGGCCAAAGAAACACCCCCUCAACGAAGUGGCCUUGUCCACAUAGAGUCGGGGCCACGACAUGUCGAUGCGGCUUCGAACCCGGAUAACCGACUGAUACGCGAAGUGGGCAAUGCACCUCUUUGCCGCGCAGAAACGGUGCUGGACAAAAGCCCUGGCGUAGGCACGGGCAUUAAAAAGAAAGUACGGGUCCGGCCAGCACCGUGUAUUUUUUGCGGUCGCCAAUUGCAAAGAACGGCAGAUAUGUGGAGUCAUGUCGAGUCACAUCUUAAAAAAAUGAAGGAUCAAGUGCCCUGCCCCUUCCGCCAGUGUGAGGCCCGAGGAUACGUCUCGGACAACAAAACUCGGUUCAAGAACCACAUAGCCAAAGAACAUGGCAUUCUCCUGAGGCCGACGACGGCCCUGGAGAAGACCACAAACAAAUCUUCGACUUUUGAGCAGAUGAAAUUUGGGAAGUAG
Molecule: messenger RNA, 2118 nt
Organism: Sporothrix brasiliensis 5110
Lineage: Eukaryota; Fungi; Ascomycota; Sordariomycetes; Ophiostomatales; Ophiostomataceae
Exons: 2
Coding region: 1-2118 (705 amino acids)
Source: RefSeq, a predicted model, not a curated record